AGAUGGGAUUGAGGGAUGUAGAGGCCACACUCCCCCCAGGAUUUAGGUUCUAUCCAAGUGAUGAGGAAUUGGUUUGCCACUAUCUACGUAAAAAAGUUGCUAACGAGAGAAGCUCACACGGGACUAUGGUGGUGGUGGACUUGCACACGUGUGAGCCUUGGCAGCUACCUGAUGUAGCUAAACUCGGUGGGAAUGAAUGGUACUUCUUCAGCUUUAGGGACCGGAAAUACGCCACCGGCGUGCGUGCGAAUCGAGCCACGACGUCCGGAUACUGGAAAGCCACCGGAAAAGAUAGGCCGGUGAUCGAUCCGACCACACGGGAGGUCGCCGGCAUGCGAAAGACUCUGGUUUUCUACCGUGAAAGAGCUCCAAACGGGAUAAAGACGGAUUGGGUCAUGCACGAAUUCCGGCUAGAAAGCCCCCACGCACCUCCUAAGGAGGAUUGGGUGUUAUGUAGAGUAUUACACAAAAGCAAAGGAGAGCCGUCCAAAUUCAGCCUUGAAAAUGAACAUGACAACAUUGGGUGCUCCUCUCCAUACAUGGAGUCAUCUCCUCCGUCCAUUGGCCAAAGCAUAUUACACGGGUAUGAUCAAGAUCAAAACAGGUUAUUCAUCAAUGGCCCACAUUAUGAUCAAGAUCAAAGUACACUACUAAAUUCAAGUGUUCUGCCCUUCAAUUUCCUCGACUUCCCUCAUGGAGUGGAUGAUACUCAACCAAUCAUGGGAACGAGUGACAGAGUUGUAGAUGAUUAUGGAUUUCUAUUGGAUAUGGGUCCAAUCUAUCAAAACUUGGGGGUUGGUGGGUCCCAAAAUUCAGAAGAGGAGGGGUUUGAGAAUGUUAAAAAUAAGGGCCUCCUUUAGAAAGUGCAUUUGCUUCACACGCUAAAACAACGCACACAUGUGUGAGAUCCCAGCCGUGCAUUAUUCAGUCAGUGUCAAUUCCAUAUCUCCAAAAAUCAGGCCUACUUGAUCAUUAGGUGGACUGAGCGUGAGCAGUUCAAAGAUAAUGUGACCGUGUGGCCCCACCUGAUGAUCACGUAUGCCUUAUAUAUGAGAAACCACAUGUCCCCUGUAAGGAUCGCCUGACCAAAGGCUCAGAUCUUGCACACGUGUGCUUGUGUCUGCAUGUAAGAUCAUGAAAUUCUAUUCUUUUGUAGAUUUGGAUUGUAGAGGUGAGAAGUCACGGUGGUGUACAAUAUCUCAAAGGUUGGUGGUUAAAUUAAUACAAGAUUUUAAAUGUUCGAA
Messenger RNA from Magnolia sinica, 1244 nucleotides. Its product is annotated as NAC domain-containing protein 21/22-like. Gene Ontology annotation, molecular function: DNA binding. Lineage: Eukaryota; Viridiplantae; Streptophyta; Magnoliopsida; Magnoliales; Magnoliaceae. The record is from RefSeq and is a predicted model, not a curated record. The coding region runs from base 3 to 860 and encodes 285 amino acids. The transcript is spliced from 3 exons. Gene Ontology annotation, biological process: regulation of DNA-templated transcription.